AUGUUGGGACUCAACAAGUGUGUAUUCCUGGUUGUCUAUGCCAUACAAUUCAUUCUUGGAAUACUGGGUAAUGGUUUCAUAGGAUUGGUCAAUGGCAGUGGCUGGUACAAGGGCAAGAGACUCUCCUUGUCUGAUUUCGUCAUCACUAUCCUGGCUCUCUCAAGGAUUCUUCUUCUGUGGCUUCUCUUGACUGAUGGCAUUUUAAUGGCAUUAUCUUUGAGGGAACGUGAUGAUGGUAUAGGAAAGCAAAUUCUUGAAGUUAUCUGGACGUUUACAAAUGAUCUGAGCCUUUGGCUUGUCACCUGCCUCAGUGUCCUUUACUGCUUGAAAAUUGCCAAUUUCUUCAACCCCACUUUCUUCUGGCUCAAGAGGAGAGUUUCCAGGGUAGUUGAGUGUCUACUACUGGGUGCACUGUUUUUAUCAAGUGCCAGUGCCUUAUCUAUGAUUCAUGAAUUUAAGAUCUUUGUGAUUACCACUGGAAUCAAUGAUACAGAGACUAUUUUAGAGUACUUCAGAAAGAAGAGUGACUACGAAUUGAUUCAUGGCCUUGGAAUGUUAUGGAAUCUGCCUCCCCUAAUAGUGUCUCUGACCUCCAAUUUUCUGCUCAUCCUCUCUCUGGGAAGGCAUAUGUGGCAGAUGCAGAAAAGUGGUACUAACUCUAGAGAUUCAACCACAGAGGCCCAUAAAAGGGCUAUCAAAAUCAUCCUCUCUUUCCUCUUUCUCUUUCUACUUUAUUAUCUUGCCCUUUUAAUGAUAUCAUCCAGUCAUUUCUUACCAGGAACUGAGAUUAUCAAGAUGAUUGGGAAAAUAAUUAAAUUGCUUUAUCCUUCUGUCCAUUCUUUUAUUCUCAUUCUGGGACAUAAUAAAUUAAAGCAGGCAUUUGUCCAAAUAAUCUGGCAUAAACCUUGUCAUCUCUACACUGGAUUCUAG
Suncus etruscus (white-toothed pygmy shrew) is the source of this 930-nucleotide messenger RNA. RefSeq names its product taste receptor type 2 member 3-like. The transcript has a single exon. The coding region runs from base 1 to 930 and encodes 309 amino acids. The record is from RefSeq and is a predicted model, not a curated record. Gene Ontology annotation, molecular function: G protein-coupled receptor activity; bitter taste receptor activity. Gene Ontology annotation, biological process: sensory perception of taste; G protein-coupled receptor signaling pathway; detection of chemical stimulus involved in sensory perception of bitter taste. Gene Ontology annotation, cellular component: membrane. NCBI's taxonomy places the organism in Eukaryota, Metazoa, Chordata, Mammalia, Eulipotyphla, Soricidae.